AUGUGGAAAGAACCAAACAAAGGGGCAAAUAGUAAAGAUAAAGGCCCUCCCGAAGUCCAUUCAACUGCUAAAGAUCGUCUCUUCUUUGAGUACUUAAAAGAACUCGUUUCAACCCCAGAAGAAGAGAUAAGCAUUAAAAUAGUCGAAGCCAAGCAAAAAUACCCAGAUCUCGACUGGAAAGAACCUCUUCUCCAACUAGAUAAGCCCGAUUUACUUAUCAAAUCAAAGUCCGAAGCCAAAAACUACUUAACUCUCUGGCACAGCACCAACUCCCCAGAACUCUACCCCUUCAAGCGUAUGCUCAAGCUCUGGCAGAACCCCAAGACUCAAGCCUACACCCUCCAGUACUUACUUGCCCUCCCACCCGACCUCACUCUUCUCUACAAAGGAGAUACAACUCCUCUCAUUGACCGGACUAAGGAAAGUUACGAGUACAACCCAGAACUUAAAGAAAUGGCCGAAUCUAACUACAAUUGUGAAGAAGUCUAUGCUUUAGCUGCGGAAAUGGAAGUAGAGGAAGGAGCUCUCCUACUUAGUGUUGGUAUUUUAAGUAUUCCUGAACUAAUCUGUACCGGUCUAAUUAGGUACCAUAGUAAGUACGAGAAGAUCUUUAAUGACUUAUUUUGUAGUUGUGUCUAUCCUUCUGAUAAGGGCCGAGUGGCUCUAAGGAAGAUCUUUGAAAAACGGCCUAAAAUCACUUUAACUAUGAUGGGACGUAUGUAUGCCUCUUCUUUUACUUUAGAGGAAUGUUUAGCUGCUUGUGUUGAUUGUAAGUUAUUGCCUUAUAUUAUCAAGGAGUUAGAUCCUUUGGACUUUUCUUUAGAUUUGAUUUUACUAGCUAUUACGGCCGAGAUCAUUGAUAUAAGUGCUAUUUUAGGCAUGCAAUCUAAUGAGGAGUUUAUUAAUGCUUUAUUACAACAUAUGAUUUUAAGGUAUGGCAAAGGGUGUGCUAAAGGUGUUAAUAUUUAUCCCUUAACAGUUGAUACAAUUAUUGCUACCUGUAUGUCUUUAGAAGUAAUUGCUAAGAUUCUUUCCAAAACAACGAUCAGUUUAGUCGGUAAGUUAAAAAGCUUGUUAAUUCCAGAGAUAAGAGGAUGUUUAGUUAAAAGAACAACUUUAAAACAACUAGCUAAUGAGUUCUUACACAAUAUAAUUACGGGACGAACUACUAAUUCUGAUGCUAUUGUUUAUAUGACCCAAAUAUCUACUAAUAAGAACUCUUACGAUGUAGAGAUCUUUGAACAUAUUCUGAACGAAAUGGAGUUAAAGUACGCUUUGAUCGAUCGGUUGCCACACCAUGAAGUUAUGUCAAUGGCCUUGUUCUACGGACGAAUGGUCAAGUAUGAAAUCUUACCGCAACCCCGGAUUAAAGCAGUUAUGGCCCUAAUUACAGUCUUCCUGAAAGAAGAACCGUGCACGAACAAGUUCAAGUUCGGCUUAAAGAUGCUAGAAACCUUCUGUGACAUCCUUGAGAAGUACCCUUUCUACUGCCAGGAGUUCUCACGUAUGCCCCAGGUUUAUGCAGCUAAUAAGUCACUCUAUACGUACAUUAGGGGUCAUUUGGCCAUCCAGAGUAUUUCCUCUAAGGAAGAGCCAGAAGAUGGCACAGUCUUCUUUACUGAACUAGUUAGUGCGGUAGUAGGUCAUAUUGAAGUACAUCCGGGUUGGUCUAAACAGUUUAAUAUGCUGACACCUUCGAGUUUACAGACGGUUAUUGAAGGAAUGCAACGGGAAUCAGGUAGUAAGUCAGAAGAGGUUCUAGCUAAAUACUUAGUGGCUAAACGACUAUUGAAGGAGACAAAUCACUUAAGACUUUAUGUUGAGUUUGUCUUGGGGUAUUCCAAGACUUUAUUCUUAGUAGUACGAUCGGUCUUAUUUAGGAUCUUAAGGGAGUUUUUAGAGCGGCAUAAGGAGAUAGAGAGAACCGAUCGCUUAUCUUCUUUAAGAACAAUUGGGACCUAUUUAGGAAUGUUUACUUUUGCUGAUAAGGCACCGAUAAGACGGUCGGAAUUUAGUGUAACUGAGUAUUUGAUAGAAAGUAUUGGGAAGGAGUGUAUCUAUUCAGCGGUUGUUUUUGUUUGUAAGUUUAUUGAGGAAUGUACUGCUAGUAAGAUUUUUGGGAGUACUAGUCCUUAUGUACGUAGUAUUCUACGGAUUCUUUCUGAGAUACACUUUUUAACGGAAGGUAGUGAUCUUAUCUCUUUAGAGAUAGAGAUAUGUUUUUCAAAAAUAGAUGUGCAUAUUGAAGAUAUCUUACCGGAUACGGCUAUUCAAGAAAGAAGGCUGGGAAGUAAGCGAAAAGUAACUGGACUGGCUAAGUAUAUUGAACUGGAUGGUAUUCGUAAUAUUUUAGCGCAUAUUUCGAUUAUGGCUAUUGAUUUUGCGAUUAGAGAUAUUACUUAUUCGAUUGUUGAUAAGGUUUUUCAUAUCAGUACUCGGGCGGCCAUGGAAAUUGUUAAACGUGAUUUUCCCAAUCAGCAAGAUAAGGCCGUAUCUAUGUUUAAAAAUAUGUCUACUUCCUUAGCUGUCCAGUUAGCUUGUGCUUCAGCUGCAGAUCCUAUCUUCUCAGGUGUAGUUAACAACAUUAUGCACUUUAUGAAACUAGCCGGUAUGAAUGACUCUAUCUCUUCUGAUAAGGUAUCUUCUCUAGUUAAGAAGAACUUAUCUAUCUGUUUGGGUGUUGUUGAGCAUAUAACUCGUACUAGAAUUACGCAGGGCUUACCAGCUAUGGUUGAAGAACUCCUGGAAGAACUUACUUCCUUACCUACUCCAUCUACUCCUCCUACUCCUCCUACUCCAGCCAGUCCAAUUGAUCACUACCGUAUCUCACUCUACGAGAAGAAGGAGUACACUAAACCCAGCUACAUUAUUGCCGAUGAAAUUCAACCAGUGACCGUUGGCGAGUACCAUGAAAUCUGUGCUUAUCUCUGUUCCAUUAACUAUAAGAGUCGUGAAUCAGGUGAUUCCGUUGGACCAUUUACCGGAUCUUCUGCCCAGAAGAAAUGGGAAGAUACCCAACGUAUUCUUCAUGAGAUAGAAAAAGCCGGAGAUGAAAAUGUCCGCCCGGCCUUAGCCAUUGAGUUAUUAGAAAGUAUUCAUGUUAUUCUUAGUUUUGUCCAUUCAGGGGCCCAUGAUAUGGUUUGUUUGUUCUUUUGUCAGAACAUUAUCGGUAGUAUCUUUAUGUUAACUAAUACUUGGUCGCGUAAUGAGUGCAUCAAAGCCGUUUAUCGCAUUUGUAAGACUUCUUACAACUCACAGCAGGAAGUUUCAUCCUGGCUGAUCUAUGCAGAAGACGAGCGUAAGUUUAAUGCUGAAGUUAUUGCCCAGAUGUUAGACCGGGGUAUUAUGAACGAAGUAGAGUACGAUAUGCACUUAGGCAGUACUUUACUGAAGAAUCCCCAACGGAUUAAGUUUGCAGCUGAACUACUUAGACGGUGUAUUCUAACUGAUAUUCCUAUUUGUACGCCUUUUGAUUUUGUUUGUACGAUUGAAGCCUUAUCUAAAUGUUCUAAGAGUGGAACUGAUGAGCGAAUCAAAAGUUUACUUAAAGAUAUUGCCCGACGGAUCUUCUUAACGCGUAAGGAAGAGAAAGAUAGAGAUCUUUUUGAGUCUUGGGUUGAUUUACUCUUCUGUCGUGUGGCCGGGAAGGAGAAAGAAGCCCAAAUGGCGGCCGCAUUAAGUCAGAUAGAAGAACGAGCUAAAUCACCAGAAGUCUUUAAGAACUUCUUGAAAGCUUCCUUCUCGGCUAGUGUGGAGUACUAUUUGCGGCUACGUAAGGAGUGUUCGCCCAUUAAGUACAUGAAGAUAGAAGCUUUAGGGGUUUUAGUUCAUUUACUGAGCAAGAAGAACUCUUUACUGGUGAAGUCUUUAGAGAUCUUAACGGAAAUCUUUAUUAAUGGAUUGGAGAUAGAGUACUAUCAAAUUCAAAAACUAUUUACACGGUUAUUGCAGGUUGUUUUAGAAGGACUAUCUAGUGAGCAUGAGGAGACAGUCUUCCUUUUCUUGAAGAAAGUCCGACCGACUGUAUUGGGUCUUUUCUUUGGGGGGUACAUUGAGCUGCUUUUCUCAGAGUAUAUCAUGCGGAAUAUGUUCUUGCGGAAUAUGGCCCGUGGUCUUAGUAUUUUGGUUUGGGUUUAUGAGGCAUUGCGACAGAUGCCUUAUUCUCCGGAGUUAGAUACGGCUGUGUAUGCAUGUACGGUCUUUGUUUUACAACUUAAACGGUUCUGCCCGGGAUUUUAUCUGCAUUAUUCUUAUCUAUUUUUAACGGUAGUGCCUAUUGGUCCGGCUACAGUUUUACUGCGGAGUGCAUGGUCGUUAGAUCAUCAUCCGGGGGUUUUAGAAGUACUGCAUCAGAACCGGGACCGGAUUUGUAAUACGGAGUACUAUAAGUUGCUUUGCCAGAUUCAUGAGCCAAAGACUCAAGCUGAACUUCCCUUACUGACUGCCCAGAAUGAAGAACUUCUAUCCCACGUUCUAGUUGAUGCCUUAACUAAUCAAAAAGAAGAGUCUCUUCCCCAUCAAGAAGUUAUUAUCAGUAUGUUCUCAUCGGCUCAAACUCCGAUCUCUUUCAAAGAGAACAUUCUUGCGCGGCUCCUGGAGAAGAGUUGUGCUUUAGCCCCACGCCCGACGUACAUCAAGAAAACUCUGGAUGCGCUGUUAAACAAUCAAGCCUGUGUUGAAUCACUUAAUGAAAUCGUUAGAAAGGACAAGAACACACUAGGUAAACUAAUUAUUCAUGCCUCAAACAUCUUUGCCUCUGAACCGGCCAGAUAA
This is a messenger RNA of Nematocida homosporus, 4773 nucleotides long. RefSeq names its product CCR4-NOT transcription complex subunit 1. NCBI's taxonomy places the organism in Eukaryota, Fungi, Microsporidia. Gene Ontology annotation, molecular function: molecular adaptor activity. The transcript has a single exon. Bases 1 to 4773 code for a protein of 1590 amino acids. Gene Ontology annotation, biological process: nuclear-transcribed mRNA catabolic process, deadenylation-dependent decay. Gene Ontology annotation, cellular component: P-body; CCR4-NOT core complex. The record is from RefSeq and is a predicted model, not a curated record.